This is a messenger RNA of Impatiens glandulifera, 2822 nucleotides long. Its product is annotated as protein ACTIVITY OF BC1 COMPLEX KINASE 8, chloroplastic-like. The record is from RefSeq and is a predicted model, not a curated record. The transcript is spliced from 21 exons. Gene Ontology annotation, biological process: regulation of response to reactive oxygen species. Lineage: Eukaryota; Viridiplantae; Streptophyta; Magnoliopsida; Ericales; Balsaminaceae. The coding region runs from base 110 to 2368 and encodes 752 amino acids.
AUGACGCAGCAACUCCAUGAACACCCCUUUCUCCUUCUCUCUCAAUCUCUCUCCAUUCUCUCUCUCUCUCAGUCAUUGAUUUGCAAGUUUUUGGUGAAUGAUACCGUAAAUGGCUUCAGCUUCAGCUUCUCUAUCUACUUAUAGUUGGACUGAUUUCACCUUUCUUCGGCCGGGAUGCAACCGCAAGCUUAGAGUCACUCUUUCUAAGACAACUCUAUGUAAAUGCAGUAAUCAUCAAUUUCGAACAAGAGCGGUUCAGAGAAAAGAGGUUACAGUUGAACAGAGAGAUAAAUCAUUGAUUGGUGAAGUAGACGGGCGUGUUGUUGUUAACGGAAGUGUUAAAGAAAGUUCUGUUAACAGAGGAAGAGUUAAUGUGAUUGAAAGUGAGAACAGAGCCACCAACGGCACUUUGCUCAAGUACGGGAAUGGGAAUGGUGUUCCGACGAAGAACUUCGAAGCAACGGUUGGAUUGAAUAGGGCGGAAGGAUCGAGGAAGAAGACUAUAGAGGAGAUAGGACAGGAGGAAUCGUGGUUCAAGCGAAGCGGAACACAACAGGUUGAGGUCUCUGUUACCCCUGGUGGCCGCUGGAAUAGAUUUAAGACAUACUCCACCAUUCAAAGGAGUUUGGAAAUAUGGGGAUUUGUUUUCUCUUUUAUCUUCAAGGCUUGGUUGAACAAUCAAAAGUUUACUUAUCGAGAUGGAAUGACGGAGGCAAAGAAAGUUCAGAGGCGAAAAACACUUGCCAAGUGGUUAAAGGAAAGUAUAUUGAGAUUAGGUCCUACAUUCAUCAAAAUUGGCCAGCAGUUCUCAACAAGGGUUGAUAUUCUACCUCAAGAAUAUGUUGACCAGUUGUCAGAACUUCAGGAUCAAGUUCCUCCCUUCCCUUCAGAUACUGCCGUGUCUAUAGUUGAGGAAGAACUUGGAGCCACCUUAAAUAAUGUCUUUGAACGGUUUGAUUAUGAACCUAUUGCUGCUGCUAGUCUUGGUCAGGUACACCGUGCUAAACUUAGGGGGCAAGAAGUUGUGGUAAAAGUGCAAAGGCCCGGGCUGAAGGAUCUUUUCGAUAUUGAUCUAAAAAAUCUGAGGGUAAUUUCUGAAUAUCUCCAGAAAGUUGACCCAAAGUCAGACGGUGCUAAGAGAGACUGGGUUGCAAUUUAUGACGAGUGUGCAAGUGUAUUGUAUCAGGAGAUUGACUAUACUAAGGAAGCAGCUAAUUCUGAAAGAUUUGCUAAUAAUUUCAGAAACAUGGACUAUGUAAAAGUACCAUCAAUAUACUGGGAUUAUACUACGCCACAGGUACUUACAAUGGAAUAUGUCCCAGGCAUUAAAAUAAACAGAAUUCAGGCUUUGGACCAGUUGGGUGUUGAUCGUAAAAGGUUGGGCCGCUAUGCAGUAGAAUCCUAUCUGGAGCAGAUUUUGUCUCAUGGUUUCUUCCAUGCUGAUCCACAUCCUGGAAAUAUAGCCGUUGAUGAUGUUAAUGGUGGAAGGUUGAUUUUUUAUGAUUUUGGAAUGAUGGGAAGUAUAAGUUCCAAUAUAAGAGAGGGUUUACUGGAGGCAUUUUACGGGAUAUAUGAGAAGGAUCCAGAUAAGCUUCUCCAAUCAAUGAUACAGAUGGGUGUUCUUGUACCUACUGGUGAUAUGACAGCUGUUAGAAGAACAGCCCAAUUCUUCUUGAAUAGCUUUGAGGAGCGACUUGCUGCACAGAGAAGGGAAAGAGAGAUGGCAACAACAGAACUUGGAUUCAAAAAGCCUCUGAGCAAGGAGGAGAAAAUAGAAAAAAAGAAGCAGCGGUUAGCAGCAAUAGGGGAAGAUUUGUUAUCAAUUGCUGCUGAUCAACCUUUCAGAUUUCCUGCCACCUUCACAUUUGUUGUUAGAGCAUUUUCAGUGUUGGAUGGCAUUGGGAAAGGUCUCGAUCCUCGUUUUGAUAUUACUGAAAUUGCUAAGCCUUAUGCAAUGGAAUUAUUGAGAUUCCGCGAAGCAGGUGUUGAAGUUAUAAUAAAGGACUUCAGAAAACGAUGGGACCGCCAAUCCCAAGCAUUUUAUAACUUGUUUAGGCAGGCUGAUAGAAUUGAAAAAAUGGCAGAAAUUAUCCAGCGGCUGGAACAAGGUGAUUUAAAGCUUCGAGUGAGAACUUUGGAGUCUGAAAGGGCUUUCCAGCGUGUUGCAGCCACUCAGAAGACUAUAGGAAGUGCAGUAGCUGCUGGGACUCUAGUAAAUCUGGCAACAAUGUUGUAUAUCCACUCAAUUAAGGUUCCGUCUAUUGCGGCAUAUCUAUUCUGCGCUUUCUUCAGUUUACAAGUUCUUCUUGGCAUCAUCAAAGUGAAAAGAUUGGAUCAAAGGGAGCGGUUAAUAACAGGAACUGCUUAAGUAAAUGGAGGCAGUUAUGUUUGGAAAUAUGCAGGUAGGUUGUUGGAACAAAUAUACUUCAUACGAAAUUCCAUGCUAAGUGAAUGACCAAAAAAGAGGCGGAGGGGGGGUUAACAACAUCGUUAGUGGUGCCGAUGAAUUAUGCAUUCCACUCUCCUCCUGCUUAUUGAUUAAAAGAUAUAUGGGUAAAGGUUAUUUGGGUAAGUCAAUUAUCUAUAAACAUUUAGAUAAUAUUUGUGUAGUAACUCAAGGCUGGCUAAUCAUAUAUGUUGUUUACUGAUCAUCAUCACCAUAGUAGGUGAUUCCAGUAUGUGUUUGUGUAUUUGAUGGAUGAUAAGUUAACUGUUUAUAGUAGAAAAAUAAAUGUGAUUGUACCAUACAAGUGGGUUUGUGUCUCUUUCAUGUAUACAUGUUUGCCAACUUGAUGCUGAAAUAUUUGGCUCAGUUUUCCAUA